CGCGCGCGGAGCGGUCGCUUUUUUUCCCGUCGUGCCGUUUCGCGGGCGCCAAUCAGAAUUCGCGCGAGCGCGGCCGCGGCCGAGAAAAUGGCCAACGUCGUGUCGCUGGGUUCGAGCGUAUCUUUGCGCGUCGUUUUGUGAACCCCGUAGUCCGCAAUCACGUUGACGUCUGUCGCCAUUUCCUCGCGUGGAGGAGCCCGUUCGUUUAUUUUGCAAGCUAUGGCAGAAGGAAAUGGAGAGAUAAAAAUGGAAGAAAAACAAGAAAUGGAAAAUGUGGAACGGACAGAAGAUUUUAAUAAACUCAUGCAAUACGGGCUAGACGAGAAAGUGGCUGCCAAAUUGGAUGAAAUUUAUAAGACAGGGAAAUUGGCUCAUAUUGAUCUGGAUGAAAGAGCUCUUGAUGCCUUGAAGGAAUUUCCAGUUGACGGUGCGCUAAACGUGCUUACACAAUUUCUGGAAUCUAAUUUGGAGCAUGUAUCCAACAAAUCGGCAUACCUUUGUGGAGUAAUGAAGACGUAUAGACAGAAGAGUCGUGCUGGUCAAGGUACAGGCACUAGCACAACACCGAAGGCUCCAGAUGAAGACAAAAUCAAGUUGAUUCUGGAAAGAACAGGAUACCCUUUGGAUGUAACUACUGGACAAAGAAAAUAUGGUGGUCCUCCACCAAAUUGGGAGGGUCCAACUCCUGGUACUGGUUGUGAGGUAUUUUGUGGCAAAAUCCCAAAAGACAUGUAUGAAGACGAAUUAAUUCCGUUAUUUGAGAAAUGCGGAAAAAUUUGGGACUUGAGAUUGAUGAUGGAUCCCAUGUCAGGUUCCAAUAGAGGAUACGCAUUUAUCACAUUUACUAACAGGGAAGCUGCACAACAGGCUGUUCGAGAGCUCGAUAAUCACGAAAUAAAACCCGGCAAGAGUCUGAAAGUAAACAUUAGCGUUCCUAAUCUACGACUUUUCGUGGGGAACAUACCAAAGUCAAAAGGCAAAGAGGAGAUCUUGGAGGAAUUUGGUAAAUUAACAGCUGGCCUGACUGAGGUGAUUAUCUACAGCUCACCAGAUGACAAAAAGAAGAACAGAGGUUUUUGUUUUUUGGAAUACGAAUCUCACAAAGCAGCUUCCUUAGCCAAGCGAAGGUUGAGCACUGGACGUAUUAAAGUUUGGGGAUGUGAUAUUAUUGUCGAUUGGGCCGAUCCUCAAGAGGAACCAGACGAACAAACCAUGUCCAAAGUACGUGUACUUUACGUACGCAAUUUGACGCAAGAUUGUUCUGAAGAGAAGCUGAAGGAAAGCUUUGAACAGUAUGGUAAAAUUGAGCGAGUGAAAAAAAUCAAGGAUUAUGCUUUUAUACACUUUGAAGACAGAGAUAAUGCUGUUAAGGCAAUGAACGAAUUGAAUGGUAAAGAAAUGGGUGGAUCCCACAUAGAAGUUUCACUGGCAAAACCACCAUCCGAUAAGAAGAAGAAGGAAGAAAUGCUGCGCGCUAGGGAAAGACGAAUGAUGCAAAUGUUACAGGGUAGAGGCGGUGGAUCUCCGUCUCAUCCGAGCAUGAUGGGAGGACCAAUGCCAGUUCGUGGGCCCGCACAGGGACCUCGGGGCACCGGUGCAGGUAUGCGUGGACAGAUGGGACGAGGCGAUUAUGCUCUCCAGGAAAUAGAUUAUGAUUACGACUAUUACGGUUAUGGGGAUUAUCGAGGUGGCUACAGUGAUCCCUAUUACGAUGACUAUUAUCGAUACGAAGAUUACUAUUUCGAUUAUGCGCCGCCUCCGCCGCCUGCCAGAGGGAGAGGCAGGCAGCCUCAACCGGCUGGUCGUGGCCGUGGAGUAGUGCCACGUGGCCGAAUCGGUGGCCCGCAAGUCCGUGGGCCAGUCAGGGGGGGACGCAACCCCGCAGCUUCAGGGGCCCGUGGGGUCCAGCGACUGGCCGCUCGUGGGGGGGUCCGCGCCAAGGGAAGUUUACCAGGUGAGGAUGCAGGUAAACGAAAAUUUGACGGGGGUCACCAGAACCAGGGGGAAUCUAAGCGUCGCUUCCAGAGCAAUUGGGGAAACCAGCCCCUCGCCCAACAACCACUGGGCAAUGCAUAUGGAUUGGCGAGUGUAAAUGGUGGCAGUGGUGGUGGUGGCGGUGACAUAGCUUUUGGAGGUAGAGCCGGCACACUCGGCGGUGUUUCCGGCGACGAUCACGAAUGGUAUCAAGACUCUUAUCAGUCGUGGAGCUAACUUCUGCAAUCCUGUGAGUGAUGAAAAAAUACGCACGAACAAAUGCAUGAUAAAUGAAGUGAGAAACAGAAAACAUAAAAUAAGGGGAAAAAUAAGAUAAGAUCAGACUGCUACUAUGAAACAUAGAAAGAGAGGGGGGAGAGAGAGAGAGAAAGGAGGAGAGAUGGGAAGGGGGAAACAAGAUGAAGGGAAGGAAAGAGAUCAUCCAUUUGUAUUAUUAUCGCUCUUAAUCGAAUUCAAAUAAUUGUAAAUGUUUUUCAUAUUAAUGAUACGCAGCAACUGUGUUCUGCGCCACCACCAUCGCCCGCUGUUGUUGUGAUUAUGUACAGUGAUGUGCCACUGAGACUAAUUAUUAUAUCGGAGUGUGACCACCCACCCACCCCGUACUAUUAUUAUUAUUAUUAUUAUUAUGAUAAUACUAAUCUAAGUACCACUACUGCAUUGUCACAUUGUUUACUGCCAAGUGAUGAAGAUCAGCGAUGUUGACAUAGGGAUUGUGAUGGCUUGUUUAGUUAAGAGAACUCAUGGAAGCCUGCGGUUUAUUACGCGAUGACUAGAUGUUUUGAAUCUAUGUGACGAAGCAUGUGUGUUAGAUAGGUCGAAGAACGAAAUAAAUAACGUGGGAGAAAAACAGAAAAAAGUUACAAACGAAAGAUAGAAAUUGAAGAGAUGGAAGUCCAACUUUGAGAAAGCAGAAAUAGGCGUGUAGACAAGCAGAAGGCGCAGGGCGAGAAUGCGAUAUUUAGUGAAUAUGCGAGAGAGAGAGAGAGAGAGA
Messenger RNA from Wasmannia auropunctata (little fire ant), 2986 nucleotides. RefSeq names its product heterogeneous nuclear ribonucleoprotein R (gene Syp). Gene Ontology annotation, cellular component: nucleus; ribonucleoprotein complex. Lineage: Eukaryota; Metazoa; Arthropoda; Insecta; Hymenoptera; Formicidae. The transcript is spliced from 13 exons. Gene Ontology annotation, molecular function: mRNA binding. The record is from RefSeq and is a predicted model, not a curated record. Bases 220 to 2211 code for a protein of 663 amino acids.